AUGUCAGUGGUACAGGGUCAGAAUGACUGGGGAGUGACUUACACUCCUACUAAGAUCUGUGCCUUAAAAGGAUCAACAGUGGACAUAAGCUGCACCUACAGAUACCCAUCCUGGAUAAAUUAUGUUGAGAAAACAUUCUGGUAUACAAAAAAGAUUAUUAAUAAAGAACCAGUAGAUCUGAAAACAGACUCAGAGUACAGAGGUCGUGUGCAGUAUCACUGUAAUAAGAACGACUGCACUCUGAGAAUCACAGACCUGAGAGAGAGCGACUCAGCUGUGUACAAGUUCAGGUUCAUAACAAACCAAGACAGAGGGAGAUAUACUGGUGAACCUGGAGUCACUUUGACUGUUGCAGUUGAUCCAGGCGUCCAAGUGCAAGUUAGACCAUCUUCACCCACCAGGACAAAGCUGACAUGUCACAGCAAUUGUCGGCUGCGUGUUCAACCUUCUUACAUCUGGUACAAGAAUGGCACACCAACUGAGGAGAGGACAGCUUACUUUUAUCCGGACCAAAUUAAUCCUGAUGACUACUACUCUUGUGCUCUAUCAGGAUACGAUUCUUCCCGCUCUCCUUCAGUGUAUGCCCCAAAGCUUCCCUCUGUGUCAGUGAGUCCCUCUGCUGAGAUAGUGGAGGGCAGUUCAGUGACUCUGACCUGUAGCAGUGAUGCUAACCCAGCAGCUAAUUACACCUGGUACAAGAGUACAGUUUCUAAAGUGAUGACACAAGGUCGACAGCUUGUCUUCAGCUCCAUCCAGUCCUAUGACUCUGGAGAGUAUAACUGUACAGCUGAGAACCAGCUGGGGAAGAGGACAUCUGAAUACAUUAUUGAUGUGAAAUAUGCUCCAAAGCUUCCCUCUGUUUCAGCAAGUACCUCUGCUGAGAUAGUGGAGGGCAGUUCAGUGACUCUGACCUGUAGCAGUGAUGCUAACCCAGCAGCUAGUUACACCUGGUACAAGGAGAACCAAAUACUGCAACAAGGACCAGAAGGAAUUUAUUAUUUCACUUCCAUUAGCUAUAAAGACAGAGGGUUCUACCACUGCAAGUCUAAGAAUGAUUAUGGCCAGAUCAACUCUUCAUCUCAUUUCAUUGAUGUCCGCUAUGCUCCAAAGCUUCCCUCUGUGUCAGUGAGUCCCUCUGCUGAGAUAGUGGAGGGCAGUUCAGUGACUCUGAGCUGUAGCAGUGAUGCUAACCCAGCAGCUAGUUACACCUGGUACAAGGAGAACCAAAAGCUGCCUUCAGGACCAGGAGGAAAAUACAAUUUAUUUUCAGUCAGCUCUAAAGACAGCGGGAUCUAUUACUGCAAGUCUGAGAAUCAGUAUGGACAGAUCAACUCUACAUCUCUAUUCAUUGAUGUCUGGUAUGCUCCAAAGCUUCCCUCUGUGUCAGUGAGUCCCUCUGCUGAGAUAGUGGAGGGCACUUCAGUGAACCUGACCUGUAGCAGUGAUGCUAACCCAGCAGCUAAUUACACCUGGUACAAGGAGAAUGAAGACUCACCAAAAGCAUCAGGACAGAUCUUCACCAUCACUGAUGUCAGACUUGAACACAGUGGGAAUUAUUACUGUGAAGCCCAGAACAAAAGAGGACGUCAGUACUCCACCUUACAUUUGGCUGUUGCAGCAGUUAACUUGAUGUACAAUGUUCCUAUGAGCCAAACAAACAAAGGCAUUUAG
Messenger RNA from Scomber scombrus (Atlantic mackerel), 1671 nucleotides. Its product is annotated as myelin-associated glycoprotein-like. The coding region runs from base 1 to 1671 and encodes 556 amino acids. Lineage: Eukaryota; Metazoa; Chordata; Actinopteri; Scombriformes; Scombridae. Gene Ontology annotation, cellular component: membrane. The transcript is spliced from 8 exons. Gene Ontology annotation, biological process: cell-cell adhesion. The record is from RefSeq and is a predicted model, not a curated record.